This is a messenger RNA of Notodromas monacha, 3594 nucleotides long. The record is from the annotation of a GenBank genome assembly. NCBI's taxonomy places the organism in Eukaryota, Metazoa, Arthropoda, Ostracoda, Podocopida, Cyprididae.
UUUUUCGUCAGCAUUUGUCAUGGACUUGUAAUUUUUCUUGCUAAAAAUGAGUUUUUCUUUAACCCCGAAACAACUGAGCACGGUUUCCGAGCUGCAGGAUGCGUCUCGUAUUCUACAGACCCCUGGAAUGCCUCGCGUGCAAGUUCAACAAGCUGAAGAAAUUUUCAAGUCCUUCAGGCGGCUAGAGAAGCCCUAUGCCUUCUGCAAAUAUUUGCUGGAAAGUGGCCAAGAUCAUAUGAUUGUGUUCCAAGCGGUAAGCACUCUCAAGGAUGCUAUUAUUCGUGAAUGGUCAGUUAUGCCUCCUCAAGAGCUCACGCAGCUCCGGACGUAUUUGCUCCAGUAUGUGAUACGCAAAAUGCAACACGAAGCUAUUAUUUUUGCUGUGAGAGAAAAAUUGAUCCAACUAAUCGCGUUGAUGGUGAAACGAGAAGCUAUUGAUGACAAUGGAGAGAAGAAAACUGUAUUUUUGAAACACGUCUACAAGCUCGUCUCGAAUGGAGAACCACAUGAGAAAGUAGUUGGUUCAUCAUUGAUCUGCGCCAUCUUGCAAGAAUUUGCCGUCAUGACGAAAUCGUCAGAUAUUGGACUUCCAUUUGCGACACAUUUUUCUGCCAAGAAAGAUUUCGAGCAGCAAGAUUUGCUGGAAAUGUUCCGGUUCACCCUGAAGAUGUUGACGGAGUUGGAAAGAAUGCCGCAUCCGUAUUCCGAGCACCAAGAAUCCUUGUACGACUCAUGCCUUCAAUCAGCUGAAUCAAUUUUAACUUGGACAUUCGUGUCGAAUUUCAAUCUGCCGAGAAAGGUUCAGUCGGCCUACGAGACGGACAGUACGUUCACUUUCCGACCUCCGACUAGUUGGAAGGACUCUGUGUUGAAGCCCGACAUCUUGCAGCUGUUCUUUUCAAUUUAUUACCGGUUGCAUCCGCGUUAUCCCGGAUUGAUUCAUCGGGUGUCAGCGUGUCUCCUUCAGUUGGCCACGCUCAACAGAUUUUUUGUGACUGACGAACCGGCCUCCCUGGAAUUCGUGAGGUGUUUCGUUCAAGGUUGGCUCUACCUUUCGUCCAAUCCCAUGGCGAUGACGAGCACCGAAGCGCGCAGUCUUGCAAGCAUCAUCACACGUUUAUCGCUUUUCUUCUCUUCUGCGUUAUUGUCGAGGCUGAAGGAAGAAAUUUACGUGGUCCUUUUCGAGAGAAUGUCGUCGAUGACGCAAGUGAUGAUCCUGAAAGCAUGCGAAGAAGACGCGAGCGGAGGCGAUGACACGAAGUACAUGGACACUAUGGAGACGUUAUUGGGAGCGUGGUUGACUGUACUUCUCGAGCCCUCUAUGCAGCAGUCGAAUUUCUUGGAGUGUCUGUGCACGCCAAUCUUUGAGAAAUACUUGAUUUGCCACUUGGGUCCUCCGCAAGGAAAGCGGCUUAUGAGGGACGAAGAAGAACUUGGUACGAUUGAGGACCCCGACAGGGAGAAAUACAGGUCGCAAUUGUGUCACAUUGCGCUGAUGGGGAGACGAUUUGCGUCGCAUUGCAUUCCGUUAUUGGUGGCGUGUUUUGAGGAGCGAUUGCCAGCAUUGCAAAGCUUUUUGUGUGGGCCUGGUAUUGACGAAGGAUUGGGCAUGGAAACAACGAUACCUCCGGUGACUACGCAGAUGACUUCCAUGUUUGAGGAUCUCCAUUGGUUGUUACUGAUUGCUGGACACGUGUUGUGUAAUUCGACUGAUGACGGCAGUGUGGAAGCAGUGGUUCCUGCCGACAUCAAUGACUACAGCAUGGCUCUCUCCAAGCAAGAAAACGCGCCUCCCAUUUUUCCCGUGCCAUUUGCCGAAAAAUUCCGCGGAUCUUUAGUCGCUGGCAGUCCUGGAGUUUCUGCGACUAGUGAUCCUGUUGUGAGACUCAUUUUUGAUUGUUUGGCGUUGAGCGAAAUAUUGCGCAAUGCGGAACUUGCCGGUCGUUCUUGCGUCUUGUCUCCCGAAUUGGUUUCAACGUCGUAUUGGUUUUUGGAUCGGUUCGGAAAGGCCUACUUGGCUUUGAAUGAAGCGACGCAUACCAUGGAUCUUCCAUUGACAUUUUCAACGGCAUUCGGUUUGGAUUCUCCCGGAGCAAAAUGGGCGUUAGAAUUCUUAUUUCAAAACGCUUGCUCUUCUCUGAACGUCUGGGUUGCCGAGAAAGACCUCUUGUCCCUUGUCACCGGGAUGUUGAUUUCUCUUGCGAGGGACAGACGCAAGAGUAUGGUCAUGUCCGAAAUGCCGGAGUUCUGGACGCUAGUUCAACUGCAGGUUUCUCCUCAAUUCAGGCAAUUGCCGAGUGAAACGGUCAGGGCAUUAAUGACCUAUUUUGUUCUAACUUCAACGAAUGGCGGGCUGGAAGAAACUGUUGAAGUGAAUUUGAAGAAGGUUUUCGGGUACAUGAUUCAACAGUUCGAGAUACUUUCGAAUGAAAAUCUCAGUGCCAUGGCGAACAACGAAGUGGCUCGAGCUCAUUUGUUGUACAUAAUCGAUCUUUUUGCCGGAGUGGUAUCCGGAGGAGCGCUUCACACAGCGGACAUUCUCUACCGGCAAGUUGUCCCUGCCCUGCGGCUUUGUGUUGAGCGGGUUCUCGUGACUCUGAAUAAUGACCAGCAAGUUGUGGACGGGAUUCUUUCAUUGAUGAAUUGCAGUGUUUCCUCGCUCAUCAGCUAUUUGAACAAGAAUUUGGCCGAAGACAUGUACAGGCUCAGUUUGUCUACAAUUGCGACGUAUGCGAGGUGUAAUGUUGGAAAAAGGACGAGACAAUCUGCGGGUGAAGAAGACGAAGGAGCAUUCAAUGAUGUUGCUGUGUUGAUCGAACUGCUGAACAGCUUGCUGUCACGGGAAUACAUUGACUUGAGUCCUGAUCCAUACACGGGAUUCAUACCUGACCCUCAGCAGAACUUGACAGCAGCCCAGGUUGCACUGGAAGGAAUGAAUAUUCUGAUGCCGCUGAUGACCCAUGACCUGUUGCGGUGUCCUUGGUUAUGCAAGGCCUUUUACCAGUUGCUCACUUUUAUCAGUGUGAUCUCCGCGGAAACGUUCGCGAACCUGACGCCUGACAAGCAGGGAAUGUUCUACAAUGUAGUAGUGACGGGACUGACUGCGUUUGACGCUGAAAUUAUGAAGAGUUGCCUUGAGACAACGACUGUUUUAGCUGGCUACGUGUAUGAAAAACCUGAUUCAUCACUGAAGGGCAUGGUCUCUGGCUUUGUUAAGGUUAUUUUGGAAUUGACAAUGAGCGAAUCCGUUCGGUCUGAGAACACCGUACACCUCGGGACAUGCCUGUUCGCUUUGAUCUGCGCCUACUUGGACGAAUUCAGAGAGAAGGCGAAGAUUUUAGUCGAGAAGGUCCGUGGUGAGGAUGCGGAAAGAGGCGAAAGAUUGGAGCGAAGUUUCGUGAAGCUUUUUGACGGCGUUGAGCCGAGGUACGAACACCCGGAACGCAUCAAGUUCGCUGCCAAUUUCGAAAGGUUCCUGAUCGAGGCGCAGAGUGUAUUUUUGAUCAUGUGAUUGUACCCGUGACAGGGUCGGUGUCCUCUGUUGAGUCUUGUUUGUUUUUCUACGAUUGUAAAAUCGAGUGGUUUUUAUCCCAA